CGGCUGCGCCUGCGCGGUUGACGCUGCCAGGGGGCGGGCUGACGGGCCGCGGCGCUGGCCGGCUGGUAGUUCUUUUUGGGCCUGGGUCGUUGGGCCUGCCCGGGUUCUCUUGCUCCAUGGUACGCCUGUGAGUCACGUUGCCGGCGGACGUCUCCUCGGGAUGGAGCACAUCCGUACGACCAAGGUUGAGCAAGUGAAAUUACUUGACCGAUUCAGUACCAGCAACAAGUCACUAACAGGAACGCUCUAUCUUACGGCCACACAUCUAUUAUUUAUAGACUCUCAUCAGAAAGAAACCUGGAUAUUGCACCACCAUAUUGCCUUAGUAGAGAAACUAGCUUUGACUACUUCUGGAUGCCCACUGGUGAUUCAGUGCAAGAACUUCAGGAUUGUGCAUUUCAUUGUUCCCAGAGAAAGAGAUUGCCAUGAUAUUUACAAUUCUUUGCUACAGCUGUCAAAACAAGCAAAAUAUGAAGAUCUCUAUGCAUUCUCUUAUAAUCCCAAACAAAAUGAUUCGGAACGACUACAGGGUUGGCAGCUCAUUGACCUUGCCGAGGAAUAUAAGAGGAUGGGAGUACCGAAUUCAAACUGGCAGCUGUCUGAUGCCAACCGAGAAUACAAGAUUUGUGAAACUUAUCCCAGAGAACUUUAUGUUCCCCGAAUAGCAAGCAAACCAAUAAUUGUUGGUAGUUCCAAGUUCCGGAGCAAGGGAAGAUUCCCAGUUCUUUCCUAUUAUCAUCAAAAUAAAGAGGCUGCCAUUUGUCGAUGUAGUCAACCACUAUCAGGAUUCAGUGCCAGGUGCCUGGAGGAUGAACAUUUGCUUCAAGCCAUUAGUAAAGCUAAUCCAGUCAAUCGCUAUAUGUAUGUCAUGGAUACCAGGCCCAAACAUCGAAUGCAGAGCUGGUGGGCUACCCAAAAGGACAUUGGCAGAAUUAUAGUGAGGAUUUCUUCAAAAAUCUGGAAUGAUGAGAAAAUAAGAGAAAGCGAUGAGAAAAAGCGACUGAAUGCAAUGGCCAACAGAGCAGCUGGAAAAGGUUAUGAAAAUGAAGACAACUAUUCUAACAUUAGAUUUCAGUUUGUUGGAAUUGAAAAUAUUCAUGUCAUGCGGUCCAGCCUUCAGAAAUUAUUGGAAGUCAAUGGUACCAAAGGGCUUUCUGUCAGUGAUUUCUACUCUGGUUUGGAGAGCUCAGGAUGGCUUCGCCAUAUCAAAGCUGUUAUGGACGCUGCAAUCUUCUUAGCCAAGGCAAUAAUGGUUGAAAAUGCAAGUGUGUUGGUACAUUGUUCUGAUGGUUGGGAUAGGACUUCCCAGGUUUGUUCCCUUGGCUCUCUUUUAUUGGAUUCCUACUACAGGACAAUCAAAGGAUUCAUGGUUUUAAUAGAAAAGGAUUGGAUCUCUUUUGGACAUAAGUUUUCAGAGAGGUGUGGCCAUUUGGAUGGUGACCCAAAGGAAGUCUCACCGGUGUUUACUCAGUUCUUGGAGUGUGUGUGGCAUUUGACUGAACAGUUCCCACAAGACUUUGAAUUCAAUGAAGCAUUUCUUCUUCAGAUCCAUGAACAUAUUCACUCAUGCCAAUUUGGAAACUUCCUUGGAAAUUGUCAGAAGGAAAGAGAAGAGCUCAAGUUAAAGGAAAAGACUUACUCCCUGUGGCCAUUUCUCCUGGAUGACCAAAAGAAGUACUUAAAUCCUCUCUACAGUUCCAAAUCUCCGAAAUUUGCAGUUUUGGAGCCAAAUACAGUAUCUUUCAAUUUUAAGUUUUGGAGAAACAUGUACCACCAAUUUGAUCGAACAUUGCAUCCUAGACAGUCCGUGUUUAAUAUAAUUAUGAAUAUGAAUGAGCAAAAUAAGCAGUUAGAGAAAGAUAUUAAAGACUUAGAAUCUAAAAUUAAGCAACGUAAAAAUAGGCAAACAGAUGGAAUUCUCACCAAGGAAUUGUUACAUUCAGUUCAUCCUGAAUCACCUACCCUCAAAACUUCCUUGUGUUUUAAGGAGCAAACUCUGUUGCCUGUGAAUCAUGCUCUUCGAACUAUAGAGGGCAGCAACCCAGCAGAUAAUCGUUACAGUGAAUACGCUGAAGAAUUCUCCAAGUCGGAACCUGGUGUGGUCAGCUUAGAGUAUGGUGUGGCCAGAAUGACCUGUUAGAUCCGUAGAGUAUUUUCUGGACUGACUAGUGCAAGAAUUGGAUUCUUGUGAGAAUGAUGUGCGCAUGACCAAAAGGAAUUUGUCAAAUAAUGAUCUUAGAGUUUAAUAGUUGAAGAAAGGAUAAUAACUGCUCUUGUGAGAGAAGUAAGUCCGUUUAAUUGCAUUUCCAGCAGGGAAUGACUUUAAGUUCUUUAAGAAACGAGUGGUGUUGGCAGAUUUAUUCAAAACACAGUUUGUACUGUAUACUAGUGAAUUGACAUUUCUGUAUGAUUUAUAUGUUAAUUACAGCCAAACAAUUCUGAAUAACCUUCCUUAACUAUAACUUAAUUGCCAGGAAACAAAACUCGACAAAGUUCUCCCUUAAUAAUUGACAUGGCAUGUACUUUUGAUUAUAUAACUCUGUAACUAUGGAUAUUUACAUAUUUUGCCUAUUAGUGAUGUUUAAUGUUGAAGUGCCAUGAAAAAUAUUUUAAGAAAGCCUUAAAAUUGCAACUUAUUCUUAAGUUUCAUAGCCAGGAGCAGGUUUUUGGGUUUUUUGGUUUUUUUUUCUUUGGGUCAGCCUUGUUUUUAUUUGUAAAGAAUUGCACCAUCAUCACUGCAGGGCCUGCAUGCUACAACAGUCCUGUAUAAACAGAUGUGCACGUACAGUGUUAAGUUCAUGGUCAGCUGCUCCCACAUCCAUAUUCAAAAUUAAUGAAACUGAAGGUUUUAUCCUGAUUACAGUUUGUACAGUGCUACAUUUGAUGACAUUAUUUACAACUUAGAUUAUUGACUUCUUGAAUAUGUGUAAACUUAUUUGACUGUCUUUUAUGUAUGGAUUACUGCAUUCUUUUGAUUCUUACUUUGUGGUUGGCUUUAUUCCUUGGAUAACUGUGUAACUUUAAAAAGCUAAGGCUCUAAAACUGUUCUUAGAAACAACGAAGAAUGUGUAUGUGUACACACACACACACACAUACUGUUUUCUCUCUCAAUGAGUUGCUCUUCCUAGAACAGGCUUUCAGUUUCCCCCAAAUUUUGGGGUUAAAAAAAAGGAAGUACAGAUAGUUUAGAUUUUGCUUGGUUGCAUGAAUUUUAAAGCAGCCAUUUCUAUGUGGAACAUUUUUUCUUCUCCAUUAACAUAGGAAUAAAAAAGGAAAAUUAAGGAUAGCCUAGUACAAAGUUAAUGUUUAGCAGGAACAACUUAAAUGCUAGGAAAAGUUUCAUUUUGCCAUGUUAUAUUAACUGUUCUGUGUGCUACUAACAUAUCUUUACAUAACAAAAACAAAACAAAACAAUUCACAUGCAAUUGAUGGUAUUACCCAGCUGGCUUUAAAAUUGAAGGUUUAAGUAACAUGACUGACAAGAGGUAUGAUUCAGGGGUAAUAGGAAACCUGGAUAGGAUCCCUAAUGCUUCUCUUUACUGUACUUAUAUCUAUUAUAUUAGUUUUGAGCAUAAAUAUCUUUUUCAAAUGGAAAAAAAGCUUUAUUGUAUGAGAACUUAUCUAAUCCUGUUUAUUUUUCCAAUGCUUUUGUGUAAUGCAUUAUGUAAUAAGAAAAAUACUGCUUUUUAAACAGUAACAGAAAUGUACUAUUAAAUAUAGUUUGUGAUUUAGCCAAGCCUAUUUCCAUACUUAAGCGCUGGGACAGAAAACUUAAUCUUUGUGACCACAAAGGGAAACUUUUGUGCCUUGUUCCUUGGUUCCAGUUACCGAUUAUGGUUUUGGAAUCUUCCAUGGCAGACUUCUUAUAUUCAAAUGUUUUUUUGGUUUAUUAUUAUCUUCAACUUCAGGCAUAUAUAUGUGUGUUUAUGUGCUCACACAUGGACUGAGAAAUCAGUUAACAUCUUAAGUGACCUACAGGGUAUAUGUUGGCAAAAAGCAGAUUGUGUAUAUGUCUUACAAAAUUUCAGUGUGUUUGGGAAUGUAUAGCAUGUAAAUUAUUACAUAUUAUUUAAAGGAAAUUAAAUGUUCAUAUU
Messenger RNA from Zalophus californianus (California sea lion), 4094 nucleotides. RefSeq names its product myotubularin related protein 6 (gene MTMR6). Gene Ontology annotation, cellular component: nuclear envelope. Bases 161 to 2140 code for a protein of 659 amino acids. The record is from RefSeq and is a predicted model, not a curated record. The transcript is spliced from 15 exons. Gene Ontology annotation, molecular function: phosphatidylinositol-3,5-bisphosphate phosphatase activity. Gene Ontology annotation, biological process: dephosphorylation. Lineage: Eukaryota; Metazoa; Chordata; Mammalia; Carnivora; Otariidae.